AUGUUAUGGACAAUAGGUUUUGCCACAGAUGAAAUUCUCACCUUAAUCGCUGGUUUGUCUGAAGCAAAGGGAAACUUGUUGAAACACAAUGCUCGUCUUGUUUCCGUGUGCUGUACAACGGGAGCCGGCUCUGUAAGAACAAUUCCAGCUGUGCCCUGGCACCCGGAUUGUCACGGGACAGACCGAGGGCUCCGCGCGGAGCUGGGAGCUGCCUCGCCUGGUUUGAAUUCUGUAGGUGUCAGUGAUGUAGGAAUCGGGCUGUGUGUUCUAGACCUCCGUACUGGCUCUUUUCGGUGUCAGGUUCUGUUGCCGUCGGUGGGUUCCCUUCCUCGACGUCCCUGCCUCACGUACACAGCGUGUGCGAGGAGGAGGAAUCAGCUUUCUAAGGGCACUGUUCGAAGGAUUAUUAUCGAGAAUCCUGAUCAGGAGCCGUUAUCCCCAUUUCUUAGAGGUGGGAAUUUCUGUCCUGGAAAUAAUGUCAUCUAUGAAAAAACAAUAAGGAAAUAUGAGCUAUUAAAUCCCCACCAAGAGAAGCAGUACCAGUUUUCCCACCACUGCCAGAUUCCCCAGCAAGCCGAUCAGUGCCACGCUGCCCCGCAGUCCGAGCAGUCCCAGGUCACUCACCAGUGCCAGCAGACACAGACCAGCAGCCCCUGUGAAAUAACUCCAGUCUGUGUGAGCAACGACUGCAGAGGAAAUACAGUCAGGAGGGUGACGGUUCAGCCCUGUGAACCGGAAAAUAACAACCAGCUGGACUGCCGCUACUUCGGUGAGCUGCUGGCUGAACUGAACCGCAAGACCAACGACUUGUACAGUUGUUUACUGCAGCACGUGGAAAAGAUCGGAGGAAGGAACUAUGACAUUGAAUUUACGAGUCAGACUGAAGAUAUUGAAGAUUUAAUUCCUAAAGGACUGUCUGAGGCAACAAAGCAGCAGAUUCGUUAUCUCCUCCAGAUGAGAGUGACAUCAGAUAAGUCUUUGAGACUUGUGCUUUCCACUUUCAAAAAUUUACGUGAAGAGCUUUGCCACUUGCAGGAUGACCUGGGGAAGUUAGAAAUGGACACAGUCUUACUGAAGAAGGAUUUGGCUUUUAAAGAUUCUCAAGUAAAAGAAUAUGAAACGAUGUUGGCUUCUCUGAGAGAGAAUAAUCGUCAGCAGCAGCAAGGACUCAGAGAGAGCACUGCAAAAUGCCGCUCUCUGGAAGAACAGCUCCUCUCGCUUCGGCUCAGCGAGGGAGAGAAGGAUUGUCAGCUGAAGGAACUGGAGUACGGCAAGCGUGCCUUGGAGCAAGAGAUCCAGAGCCUGAGACUGCAGAGCUGCUCUAAUCCAACACUACAGACCACCACAGAUGAACUCUCCAGCCGUUACGUAGAGAUGAUCAAUAACCUGAGAGAGGAUAAAGAUCGUGAGAUCCGCAGCCUUAGGUCUCAGUUGUGCCAAUUCCAGCAAGAUAUAUCCAGGAGAGAAGGAAGUAACAGUGACUUGCAGAUAAAGCUGAAUGAACUGACAUCGAUGCUGGAGGAGAAAGAUGCUUUUAUUAAACAACAGCAAGAGGACCUCUUCAGAUUGAAGCAUGAGAAAUUAUCAGGCAGUCAGUCCCCUGGUGUCACAGCCAUCAUCACCAAGAAGUACAGGAACCAGUAUCCUAUUCUGGGUCUCUUGUCUGAUGACUACAAGGUGACAUCACCCGUCAAUAAAUCACAAACUAUUGUAAUUGAGAGGACUGGAGAAAUAUGGAAACACCUCCACAUCCCUGAAGCUUACACGGAGAGGGCAGUGACUAACCCAGGAAAUGCAGAAGAGCGGCGACUUUUAAAGGAAUGA
This is a messenger RNA of Antrostomus carolinensis (chuck-will's-widow), 1824 nucleotides long. It is a transcript of the gene POF1B, whose product is annotated as POF1B actin binding protein. Bases 1 to 1824 code for a protein of 607 amino acids. Gene Ontology annotation, molecular function: actin filament binding. Gene Ontology annotation, cellular component: actin filament; adherens junction; bicellular tight junction. The record is from RefSeq and is a predicted model, not a curated record. Gene Ontology annotation, biological process: actin filament organization; epithelial cell morphogenesis; bicellular tight junction assembly. The transcript is spliced from 17 exons. NCBI's taxonomy places the organism in Eukaryota, Metazoa, Chordata, Aves, Caprimulgiformes, Caprimulgidae.